CCCCACCAUCCCGUCAUGUCGUCGUGGGUCUGCUGUCCGUUUGACGAGCUCUCGGCGUCGACCUUGUACGACAUUCUGCACCUGCGCUGCGCGAUCUUCGUCGUCGGCCAAGAGAGUGCGUACUUGGAUCUUGACCACGUCGACAAGCGUUGUCUGCACCUCUUUUAUCUCUCGGAGAAGGGCAGCAUCAUGGCCUACGCGCGGCUCCUCGGGCCAGGCGCCAAGCACGCAACGCAGCAACGACCGAUGAUCGGACGCGUCCUCACGGCACCAAGUGCGCGCGGCAAAGGCCUCGGGAAGGCGCUCGUCACGCGCGCGAUCGCCGAGUGCCGAGCGCGGUGGCCAAACGAAGCCAUCGAGAUCGGCGCGCAGUCGUAUUUGCGAUCGUUUUACGAGGACUUUGGCUUUCGCGUCACGUCGGCGCCGUACAUGCACUACAGCGUCGAGCACAUGGACAUGGUCCGCGACGCUUCCGACGCGGCGGCCGAGUAGACAGACAUCAAGGAUGCGCAUGCCCUAGCCCUAAUGGAAUCUCGUGCUGUGCUUUGCUUGUUUACCACGUCACAACACAAGGGG
Saprolegnia parasitica CBS 223.65 is the source of this 576-nucleotide messenger RNA. RefSeq lists its product as hypothetical. Lineage: Eukaryota; Oomycota; Saprolegniomycetes; Saprolegniales; Saprolegniaceae. Gene Ontology annotation, molecular function: acyltransferase activity, transferring groups other than amino-acyl groups. The transcript has a single exon. The record is from RefSeq and is a predicted model, not a curated record. Bases 16 to 492 code for a protein of 158 amino acids.